AUUUUAUUAACUUAAAGUUGGCUUCAUGGAGUAAGAUUCCUUAUGCUGAACUUUGAAGGCAUUAGUCAGCUGCCCGGAUGUCAUAUGUAAAAAUUGUCUGAACUGCAUGAUCACAAGGACAGCAGUUUCCACUCGCCAAAUCCAUGUUCUGAUGUUGUUAACGCACCAAGAAAAGCUGGCAGAAUGCUUAGUAGUAAUAGUGGAUGUUCUAAGAGAGCACGUGUUGGUCAGCUAGAAGACACUAUGAUUUCAACUGGAAUUGAUGACAUAAAGGAUAUGAAUGAGAAGCUAGGGUGUCGUUCUACAAAAUAUAACUUACCAGAUAAACCACAAAAGUCGAGACAGAAGAACAGCAUUAGUGGCAAGAGAGGUCAAGAAAAAUUUCAUAGUUCCUAUGAAGCCGAAAUUUGAUUCUUUCUCCAAGAAGGCUGGUUUUGCAAGCUUUACUAUGGCCUCUGGAGGGAACAACAUCGUUGGAUUAUAUGGACUGAAGUCUGAUGACAUAAAUGAUGUCACUGAGCUUGUAGAGGAUUUAUCAUUAAAUGAACUCCUUGAUGGCAUAUAUGAGCAUCCCAUUUUAGGCAUCAAGAAGGGUAGGAAAGCAACUAACACAACUGAAAAUUUUCUACAUUCUGUUAAAAAGGUGUUCUCCUUUCUUCCACAUCGAAGGGUCCAGUCCCACAAUGUUGCAGAUAUGGACAGUUCUUCCAACAAGAAAGUGCCCUUGUGUCCAUUGAACUCUGUUUCUAUUUCGGCAAGUAGUAUUAAUGGUGAUAAAGAAGACACGUGCUGUAGACCCAUCAUCACUCAAUAAGGAUUCAUCUGGCAAGCCUGAAAUGCCUGCCAGUCCUCCAGAUUUUUCAUUGUCUCAGUCCAAAGAUAUUCUGGAGCACUUGGCAUUACCCCCACCGAAAGAUCUGGACUCUUUACUUCUCAAUGCAACCAAGCCUUCAUCAUCCACAAGGAACAAUUCUGAUACACGUUCAGGCAAGCAAAUAAGAGCAUACUGUUAAUGGUUGUAGAACCAAUCCUGAUGCGGUUAAACUUUUAUCAAAUAAGAGCAUGUGCCAAGGGCAAUGGGUAAAAAUACCACACACUUCUGGUUCACCUGGGACUGCAACCAGUUCUUUUACCAAUUUAGAAUCACUUGCCUAUGAUCCAAGCCUAAUUCCCUCCUUUCCAAAGUUUGGUAACUCCGAAGGUGAAAUAGCAUCACCAUCUGGUACUCUCUGUUUAUGUGAACAAGGCACAUCACCUCUUGCAACUUAUUCCAAGGCUUUUAAUGUUCCUCCAGUUGGGCACUGUCCAAGAAUAUUGGCUGCAGCUCAAACAUUGUGUGACAUCGCGACUAAACCCUUGAGGCAAAACCCAGAUGGGAUUAUAAGUUGGCCAAAGAAACCUUCACAAAAGACCAUGAAAGCUCGCAAAACAAAAUCAAUUGAGAAAUCGGAUGAAAUAUCUGUGACAACUUCAUUGCUGGGAUCUAACAAGCUGGUGAGAUGUGACGCAGAACAGAUAAUUCUCUCGAAAAAGCCCAAGCUCUCUGAAGUUGAGCAUAAGAAGGAUCUCAAUCACUUAAAUGGCGUUAGAAAAGGACCAUUAGCUUGGUCUACUCCUAAAUCAAGUAGAACAUCGCCCGGAAAAUCUGUAAGUGAAACAAGACAUUCCACUGUCAAUGUAGUAAAGUCGCCAUGCACGAAUCUUCCAGCAACGGCUUUGGAUAAACCUUGCAAUAGUCAACAUAAUGUACAAAAACUAGUGUCCUUAGACUGGAAGAGAGGACGAAAUAGUCUCGACUAAUCAAGUAUCUUUUUUUUCCCUAUGUAGAAGUUUGCAUUCAACAAUGAUUACUAUUUAUCGACCUCUACGAUGUUAAACCGGUGUACCGGUUCGUUAAAUGUAUAUAUCUCGAUGUAGGCUUUGUUAUGUGGCCGAAAAGGGGGGAAAUGUUACGAUGGUAAUGUCAAGGGACAGUUGUAGAU
Molecule: messenger RNA, 1982 nt
Organism: Hibiscus syriacus
Lineage: Eukaryota; Viridiplantae; Streptophyta; Magnoliopsida; Malvales; Malvaceae
Exons: 5
Coding region: 1063-1800 (245 amino acids)
Source: RefSeq, a predicted model, not a curated record